This is a messenger RNA of Drosophila busckii, 2431 nucleotides long. RefSeq names its product E1A-binding protein p400. The record is from RefSeq and is a predicted model, not a curated record. Gene Ontology annotation, biological process: positive regulation of DNA-templated transcription. Gene Ontology annotation, cellular component: nuclear body. Lineage: Eukaryota; Metazoa; Arthropoda; Insecta; Diptera; Drosophilidae. The transcript is spliced from 3 exons. Bases 152 to 2338 code for a protein of 728 amino acids.
GUAAAGUUCACAAUUGUUUUUAUUGUAAAAGUGUGCCUUGCAGGAUUAUGCCCUCAACUGGUUUAAUUGUAAAACGCAACGUGCUCGUUUAUUGAUUUUUGACAAAACUUUUACUUAAGCGAAUUUCGUAGCCCAAGCUCUAGCUGGCACAAUGAGCCUGAAGUCGAGUGCACGCAUUAAGAAGCGACGCUCAGCCGAGGCAGCCGCUGCCAACGCAGCAUCAACAUCAAACGUCGCAGCACCAGCAUCGACAACUGCUACCUACAGGAUACAGUCGACAGGCUACAUCAGUAGCAACUCCCAUUUAACUAACAUCAAUACAAAUCCUCCCCAACAAGUUAUAAGCAAAAAACAACAUUUUGUGGGUCGCAACCCCAACUUUGACACGGACGAGACGAAGCUGCUCAUACAGCUUUGGGGUGAUCCCAAGCUGCAGCGCACGCUCAUAACAACGCACAAGAAGCAUGCGGUCAUUUGUCAGUUGGCGGGGAAGAUGCAGGAAUAUGGCUAUCAUCGCUCACCGGAGGAGAUCACCACGCGCAUUAAAAAUCUCAAGUGUUUCUAUAAUCGCCUCAAAAAGGACAAGGAAUGCGGCUUGACGGGUGAAGCGGACCCGAGCUGGAAACAUUUUGCUGAAAUGGAUGCCAUUAUGACGCGUCCCAUUUUUAGCGUGCGUCCCAACGAAGUACCAGCGCCGUCACUUAAAUACCAACUGGAACAGGCCAUGGAGGAGCAUGCAGAGCGUCGUAAGCGUCGUCAGCAGAAUGGUGAAGAGGUGUCCGAUAGCGAAAACGAGGAAGAUGACAUGAUGCUCUCCUCUCUAGUGGCCAAUGGCAAGUCCAAAGCCGAUGCGCACGCAGAAGCAGAUGAAGAUGUAGGGCAGAUGGAUAUCGGUGAAGAUGCUAUAAGCGGUAGCAAACGACGCAGAAUAUCUUCUGAUCCGGAAGGGGAUGUAGACAUAGAUGAAGCCACGGCCACUUACACGCGCAUUAAGACUGAGCUGGACCCAGUGCCAGAAAUCAACGGAGAUUCAUUGGCUGGUUCAGCUGCACAAGAUGAUGACUGCGUGGUGCUGCCGCCGCCACCCAAAGAGGAGCCCAUUGAUGUAGAUGCUGCAGAAGAUGUGGAAAGCCCGACGGGCUUAAAUCCAAACAUGCCUUCCCUCACACGUGCUAUUAUGCCCACGUUGGCCGAUAUGCUGCAACUGCCCAAAACCACCAGCUUGUUGCCGUACAGUGGCGCCAAUGUCAUGAUACCAGCGAAUAGCAUAAGCACCAGUGCUGCCGGCACCAUCUCCACCAGCAACGUGACGACUAAUGGCAACAUGUCAGCCGGCAAAAUCUCCUUGGUACCCACCAACUUUUUAAUGCAGCCCAAGCAGACGCUUGCAGCGGCUCCCUCCAAGAGCAUAAACAUGGGCGUGGCAACGCCAGCGGGCGCACAAUUACAACUGCUCCAAAGCGCCAUAAAUUCGGGUGCACGUCUGAUGAUAAGCAACGGAGCCGCCCCAGCGCCCGUACCAGCAGUCACGAAUACGGGUAAUUUGGUGACCGGACCCGGCGGCGUCAAGUUUGUCCUUGUCAAUACAGAGCAGCCAACAGGAGCCAAAACUACAGCUGUUAUGGGCACGCCGACUGUGACAGCAACUAUUGGUGCAGGCUUGCCACAGUCUUCAGUCACAUCGGAGUAUCAGUCACAAUCACAGCAGCAAACAUUGCAGUUGCAGCAACAAUUGCAGUUGCAACAACAACAGCAAUUGCAGCAUCAUCAGCAACAAAAGCAGCAGCAGCAGCAACAACAACAAAGCGAAGAGAAGGAGGAAAAACGUCGCGCAGCGGACAAAGUGCGCGAGGAGCAACAGUCCAAGCGACAUAUGACCACCAUGCGCAUUAUGUUGCGCCAGCUGCUGAACGCACAAAACGAAGCGAAUGAGAUACAACACAAUCGUUUAGCACUCGAGCGUGAGCGUCUGGACUUUGAGAAAACAGUAGGUGAACGUUUGCUCAGUAUGCUGCCCAGUUUGUUGCAACCAGCUGCUACUGCAGCAGCAGCGGCAACACCUGCUAGCGCUGUGCCAACAACAACGUCGCAGUUUGUGGUGUCCAAUGCAACAGGUGCACAGCGUCUGCAACCGCCCAAACUUCUCUUUACCACUGCGCUGCCCGUGGCCAAUGGCACGCACAUGGGUACGCCAAGCAGCGCGAUGUCAGCUUCAUUGCCCAAGGCGCCCACAGCCCCUGUAGCAACAACUUCCAAUAACAACAGUGGAGCUGCCGAUAUUUCCCCGCAACUCAAUGAUGUGGAGCUAGUCACGCCUAAACUAGAGAACGAAGUUUAAGUUAGAAAAUGAUAUUAAAACAAGUAUUUUUCCAGUGAUCUCUAUAAUACUCUAAAAUGUACUUACUUAAUUAAACUAAAUUCAAGCAUUAAA